Messenger RNA from Halichondria panicea, 1416 nucleotides. Its product is annotated as G2/M phase-specific E3 ubiquitin-protein ligase-like. The record is from RefSeq and is a predicted model, not a curated record. Gene Ontology annotation, biological process: protein polyubiquitination. The transcript has 4 exons. Bases 42 to 1229 code for a protein of 395 amino acids. Gene Ontology annotation, molecular function: ubiquitin-protein transferase activity. NCBI's taxonomy places the organism in Eukaryota, Metazoa, Porifera, Demospongiae, Suberitida, Halichondriidae.
AUAUUUAGACAGGAUGCUAGAACAAUAGUGUCCAAAAUACAAUGGCAAUUGCUGGCAAUGUGUCAGGUAGCGGCACUGACGAUGAGCUUCCCAAAGUGGAGUUUUCUCUUGCACCUCAACGUGAUUUGGAAGAAAGGGGGGUUCGCAAAACAAAUCCAAUUGUAUCCAAGCACGUAGUUCUCCAACAUCAGUUGAGAGUACUAACUGGUGCAGCUGAUGAGGAAGAUCGACAACGGAUAUGUGUACGCCGUAGUCACAUUGUACAAGAUGCAUUGUGUGCUUUCGCCAAACCUUCCUUUCACACCUCAAAGAUGUUGAAGGUGACCUUCAUUGGGGAGAUUUCAGUGGAUGAUGGAGGUCCCAGGCGAGAGCUGUUCAGUGUACUCAUGAGGGAGCUCUUUGACAAGAGUGGCCUUUUCACAGGCUGGCCUGAGAAUGCUGUACCAGUGCACAAUGUUCAUGCCUUAGCUGAAAAUAAGUUCUACAUCACUGGAAAGAUCGUUGCAACCAGCUUAGUACAAGGUGGGCCACCCCCAGUGUGCUUCAGCCGUGCUGUUGCAGACUAUAUUGUGUUUGACGAAGUGAGGAGUUCUCCAGACCUUCAAGAUAUACCUGACUUCGAAGUUCGGCAGAAUCUUGAGAAGAUGCUAACUAUUGUGAAUGUUGAGGAACUCAGGUCAUUCACUGAUGAGCACCUUGAGCUUCGCUUUGAGUGUGGCUACCAGAAACCAACCAGCUCGCUGCAGAUCUCAGAUAAGGAGGAGAUCCUGAAGACAGUGUGGCUCCAUUUUGUGUAUUUCCUCCCUCUUGCUGAGCUGCAACAGCUAAGGAAGGGAUUGAGGGAGACCCUCCAGCUGGAAAUUUUGAUGGUCCAAUACCCUGAUGACAUGCAUUCGUUCCUUGCCACCUCAAUUGCGUUUGAUGUUGAUGGUGGUGACCUCUUAGACUGGUUUGUGGCUAGCUACUCGGAAAGAGGAAGCAACAAAAGAAAGUCAGAGGAGGCUGUUUACCUCAUGUGGAGCAACUAUGUCAUGGAUUGCUCUGAUGGUGAUGAAUCAGGUGUGUCGAUUGGUGACAUUCUACAAUUUAUCUCUGGCUCUAGGAGGCUUCCAGCAGCUGGGUUUCCUUGUAUCCCUAGUGUCCACUUCACAAAUGAAAAGAUUCUCCCUAAGACUUCAACAUGUGACGUAAGCAUCACCUUUCCAAGAUCUUUUGACGAGCUGCCAUAAUUAUGAGAUGUUUAAGAAAAAAAUGGAUAUGAGCGUUUUGGAUUCUGCUGGUUUUGGUGGUGGUCCGUAGUUAGUAUAUAACAGUUCCAACUUUGACAUUUUAGCUGCUGUAUUACUUCAUUGUGUUCAUUCAUUCAUUCAUCAUCACAUUAUUCAUUCCUUUUUCAUUUAUUUAUUCAUUCUUUCA